Molecule: messenger RNA, 315 nt
Organism: Miscanthus lutarioriparius
Lineage: Eukaryota; Viridiplantae; Streptophyta; Magnoliopsida; Poales; Poaceae
Source: the annotation of a GenBank genome assembly
AUGGAGCUUGCCAUGGCCACUGGCAGCAGCAGCUGCUGCAGCUUGGUCACCGGCUUGAGGUGCAGGACAUGUGCAGCAGCGGCAUUCAGUAGUGCUGGGGAUCGCCGCCGCAGCUGGAGGACGACGCCAGUGACGGCAUCCGGCCGUGGAGCCCGCAGGCUGACGGUGUCUGCAGCAGCCUGCAAGACAUGUAAGGGAAAGGGCGCAGGAAAGGUGCAAGGUGCUUUGACUGCCAGGGGUUCGGGCUCAAGAGCUGCCCUACCUGUGGCAAAGGAGGUCUCACACCCGAGCAGCGAGGGGAGAGAUAGAGAAUGA